CUGGGAGUGACAGUAAUUAAACAGACAUACUUGGAUCCUUUUGUAGUGGCUUCCUGCAGGAUGUCACCUCUGUCGUGCCCUACCUUUGUUGUGGUUUGAUGGAUGUAUGCACCGGCGAGUGAGGGCAGUCUCGUGCAGCCUGUGGACCAAUCAGGACGGGCCUGACUGCGAGGAGGGACACCAGUUUCAGUGGGAGAUGGCGCCCAGCUCGAAAUCAGAAAAGGACGAUAGCAAACAGAAACCUCAAAGGAAACACAAAGACCAUGUCGUAAAGCUUCUCACGCGUGGGAAGCUGUCAGGACAGUUCUCUCAGCGUCUGUUCAGGAAGCUGCCACCUCGAGUGUGUGUCCCAUUAAAGAACAUUGUCAGCGAGGAGUUCCUGAGAGCGGGACAUGUCUUUCUUGGCUUCACCAAAUGUGGCCGCUACGUCCUGUCCUACACCAGCGAUUGUGGAGAAGAUGAUGAUUUCUCCUUUUACAUCUACCAUCUCUAUUGGUGGGAGUUCAACCUGCACAGUCGACUCAAACAGGUCCAUCAUGUACGCCUGUUUGCUGGAGAGGAAAUUUACAGCGACCUUUACCUGACUGUGUGUGAAUGGCCAAAUGACCACUCCAAAAUUGUCAUCUUUGGCUUCAAUACACGCAGUUCAAGCUCCGUUCUGAUGAACUUAAUGAUGAGUGAUGAAAACAACAGAGACAUCUACAUCACUAUCGCCUCCAUGCCUCCUCCUAAACCUUGCUCUUACUGCUGUCCUGUUCCGUCAGCCACAACCAUACGCACAGGAAGUGGUGAGUGUUUGGAACAUGGCUAUGUACUCAACAGCAGGUACCAGGUGGUGUACCCGUUCCCCACUUUCCAACCUGCUUUCCAGCUGAAGAAGGACCAGGUCAUCCUGUUAAACACGAGCUACUCUCUGGUGGCGUGUGGCAUCUCACUCUGCCCAGGUAAGCAGGGUCAGUCAUCGCAGAUCCUUUACACAAAGAGAGCAGCUUUGUCAAGUCAAGCCGCUUCAUCUUUUUCCUCCACCUCCUCGACGUCUCCUCCAUCACUACCUCAGGGAUCUCCCGAAAGCCGACUGCCACCUAGCAGGCCUACUCCAAUCCCAUCAUCUCCCAGCCAGUCACAAGCAGCGGUGCGGGCACGAGAGUUUGCAGCUGACCUCUUCAGGCGGGCCCAAGGAGGAGGUGGAGGAGGAGGAGGAAGAGUAAAAGAAAUUGAAAGCCAGGCAGAAAGAAGACCAGCUGAUGGUGCUGAAAAAGAGGCAGCACAGAUACCAGGAGACAAAGGGAUAAAUGUAGAGAGGAGAAGAGAGGAGGAGAGACGGACUAGUUUGCCACAGGCGUCAACAUCAAGUGGGAGCCGCAGUUCGCCACAGUGCUCUGAGCAAGUGAUGUCUCCUGCCUCCUCCUCUUCAUCACCUUCUUCCCCGCCGACCCCAUCCUCAUCCCAGGAGGUCGGCCCCUGUGAGCCUGGAUAUGUCAACUAUUCACGUCUGCACUACUGCCUCCAACAGCCAGGGGCAACAGAGCAGAACACAGGAGGUGCAGGAGGUUAUGAAGACGACAAAGUUCAACUACCUUUCACAGUCACUGACCUUAAAGGACGGAACCUGCAGCUGGUCACCGGGCCACACAACGGACAGAGUGUGUGUGUGGAGCAGCUGACUCUGGACUUUGAGUAUCUUAUCAAUGAGGUGAUCAGGAGCGACGCUGCCUGGGCCCCUCAGUUCUGCUCCUUCAGUGACUAUGAUGUUGUGAUAUUAGAAGUGUGUCCUGAAACCAACACUGUGAUGAUCAACAUUGGUCUGCUGCUGCUGGCCUUCUCCAACUCAGAUGAGGAGCACUGCAGGCCAAACACGUAUCAUUCCAACCUGCAGGUGAGCUGGGACCUAAACACAGGUGUGUGUUGCACCGUGGGUGUUGGUGACCUUACAGAAGUCAAGGGUCAGACCAGUGGGAGCGUGUGGAGUUCCUACAGGAAGUCCUGUGUGAACACAGUGAUGAAGUGGUUGGUUCCAGAGAGCAGCUCCCGUUACAUUAAUCGCAUGACCAACGAAGCUCUACACAAAGGCUCGUCCCUUCAAGUGCUGGCAGACAGUGACCGAUGCACCUGGAUUGUAUUAUGAAGAAAGAAGAAGUGUCAAAGCAAUGGAAACAAAAGCACACACAGAUAUACGUCGACAUGGCCUCAUCGUCAGUACAGAGCUCAACCUUAAUCUGAGCAAAACUGCACAUGUUCAGCGACUGCCCUCGGGUAACGUGUAGUUUAAACGUGUCUAAUUGGAAUCAUAGAACGCUCUAAAUGCUGUAAAGAUGAAGUUUUUUUUUUUAGGUGGUCUGUUUAAUCUUUACAGGUUUCAUUUUUUCUUUUUUCUUUUUUUGUAACUGUGUACUGUAUUAUUUCUACCACCAAAACAAAGAGCUGGACUGAACGAAGAUUUAGUUUUUACUUUUAAUUUUUAUACAUAAAGGCGUACUGUUAUUGUAGUGCGAGUGUUUCGUGUGUGUGUGUGUGUGUGUGUGUGUGUUACUGAGUGUAUGUAAUAAACUGCACCUGUGUGAUGUUCACAAGGGGAUUUCAUCCAGAGAAAUAGUGUGUGUGUGUGUGUGUGUGUGUGUGUGUGUGUGUGUGUGUGUACCUGUAUGAGUGUACGCAUGUUUAAUGUGUAUGUUACACUUGACAGAUUCUGCUGCUUCUGGACCAGUUCAGUCUAGCUGUGUUGAGUCAUAAGGCUGCAGUAUUUAAGACACGAGACAAACUGAACCCAGUACUGCAUCACUUGACUCUAAACAUCUUUUUUUUUUUUUUUUUUUUUUUUUUUGUAAACCUAUGUCAUGGAAGUAGAGCAUUGUUGAGGGGUAAGCUGCUCAGCCAGUUGACGUGCUGUAUGUUUACUGGCAUGGAAGUAAGACUACGUUGUAUUUGGGAUAUUUUGUGAAAAUA
This is a messenger RNA of Epinephelus fuscoguttatus (brown-marbled grouper), 2943 nucleotides long. RefSeq names its product DDB1 and CUL4 associated factor 15 (gene dcaf15). Gene Ontology annotation, cellular component: Cul4-RING E3 ubiquitin ligase complex. The transcript is spliced from 13 exons. The record is from RefSeq and is a predicted model, not a curated record. Gene Ontology annotation, biological process: protein ubiquitination. The coding region runs from base 107 to 2125 and encodes 672 amino acids. Lineage: Eukaryota; Metazoa; Chordata; Actinopteri; Perciformes; Serranidae.